AUGUCUUCGCUAUCGUUUGGUGACUUUGAGGAAUUAUCAUCACGUGAAACAUUUGUCUGCCUUGAACGGCUUCCAGCAAUCGAUUUUACCCAGUUGUGUGAUGAAAGUAAAGUGGAUUCCAAUCACAAGUCACUAUCUGACGUUUCACGUAACAAAACAUGUUUGCAGGAAUUGAAAUUCGAUGAUCAAUACUCCACUUCAGACUCGAGAUAUCUCACUAAAGUAUCAACACUGUGUGAUGAUUCAUACAAAAAUGAGGGUGAAUUUUCUUCAAUAAAGUUGACGAGAGAGAAGGUUGUCGAUGAUAGGGAUGUUUCGGUUGUGGGAAGACGACGGCUUGGGAAGAAAGGCAGAGGAGGGUCAAAUUUGUCAGGUGGUGGUGAAACACUUUCCCCAAUACGACUGAGUGAAUCGGCGAUAACAAUAUCUACAGAUGAUCAAGAGUUGACGAGAGAGAAGGUUGUCGAUGAUAGGGAUGUUUCGGUUGUGGGAAGACGACGGCUUGGGAAGAAAGGCAGAGGAGGGUCAAAUUUGUCAGGUGGUGGUGAAACACUUUCCCCAAUACGACUGAGUGAAUCGGCGAUAACAAUAUCUACAGAUGAUCAAGGUGGAUUAGAUGUCAAUGUCAGUGGAGGUGUGUCGAUUGUACCGGGAGGUGGGAAGUCGAAUAGUGUUAGCGUGUUGACGACAGCUGUUGAUUCGAGAUUGUGUGAUGUUGAGAAGGAAGGUGGAUUAGAUGUCAAUGUCAGUGGAGGUGUGUCGAUUGUACCGGGAGGUGGGAAGUCGAAUAGUGUUAGCGUGUUGACGACAGCUGUUGAUUCGAGAUUGUGUGAUGUUGAGAAGGAAGGUGGAUUAGAUGUCAAUGUCAGUGGAGGUGUGUCGAUUGUACCGGGAGGUGGGAAGUCGAAUAGUGUUAGCGUGUUGACGACAGCUGUUGAUUCGAGAUUGUGUGAUGUUGAGAAGGAAGGUGGAUUAGAUGUCAAUGUCAGUGGAGGUGUGUCGAUUGUACCGGGAGGUGGGAAGUCGAAUAGUGUUAGCGUGUUGACGACAGCUGUUGAUUCGAGAUUGUGUGAUGUUGAGAAGGAAGGUGGAUUAGAUGUCAAUGUCAGUGGAGGUGUGUCGAUUGUACCGGGAGGUGGGAAGUCGAAUAGUGUUAGCGUGUUGACGACAGCUGUUGAUUCGAGAUUGUGUGAUGUUGAGAAGGAAGGUGGAUUAGAUGUCAAUGUCAGUGGAGGUGUGUCGAUUGUACCGGGAGGUGGGAAGUCGAAUAGUGUUAGCGUGUUGACGACAGCUGUUGAUUCGAGAUUGUGUGAUGUUGAGAAGGAAGGUGGAUUAGAUGUCAAUGUCAGUGGAGGUGUGUCGAUUGUACCGGGAGGUGGGAAGUCGAAUAGUGUUAGCGUGUUGACGACAGCUGUUGAUUCGAGAUUGUGUGAUGUUGAGAAGGAAGGUGGAUUAGAUGUCAAUGUCAGUGGAGGUGUGUCGAUUGUACCGGGAGGUGGGAAGUCGAAUAGUGUUAGCGUGUUGACGACAGCUGUUGAUUCGAGAUUGUGUGAUGUUGAGAAGGAAGGUGGAUUAGAUGUCAAUGUCAGUGGAGGUGUGUCGAUUGUACCGGGAGGUGGGAAGUCGAAUAGUGUUAGCGUGUUGACGACAGCUGUUGAUUCGAGAUUGUGUGAUGUUGAGAAGGAAGGUGGAUUAGAUGUCAAUGUCAGUGGAGGUGUGUCGAUUGUACCGGGAGGUGGGAAGUCGAAUAGUGUUAGCGUGUUGACGACAGCUGUUGAUUCGAGAUUGUGUGAUGUUGAGAAGGAAGGUGGAUUAGAUGUCAAUGUCAGUGGAGGUGUGUCGAUUGUACCGGGAGGUGGGAAGUCGAAUAGUGUUAGCGUGUUGACGACAGCUGUUGAUUCGAGAUUGUGUGAUGUUGAGAAGGAAGGUGGAUUAGAUGUCAAUGUCAGUGGAGGUGUGUCGAUUGUACCGGGAGGUGGGAAGUCGAAUAGUGUUAGCGUGUUGACGACAGCUGUUGAUUCGAGAUUGUGUGAUGUUGAGAAGGAAGGUGGAUUAGAUGUCAAUGUCAGUGGAGGUGUGUCGAUUGUACCGGGAGGUGGGAAGUCGAAUAGUGUUAGCGUGUUGACGACAGCUGUUGAUUCGAGAUUGUGUGAUGUUGAGAAGGAAGGUGGAUUAGAUGUCAAUGUCAGUGGAGGUGUGUCGAUUGUACCGGGAGGUGGGAAGUCGAAUAGUGUUAGCGUGUUGACGACAGCUGUUGAUUCGAGAUUGUGUGAUGUUGAGAAGGAAGGUGGAUUAGAUGUCAAUGUCAGUGGAGGUGUGUCGAUUGUACCGGGAGGUGGGAAGUCGAAUAGUGUUAGCGUGUUGACGACAGCUGUUGAUUCGAGAUUGUGUGAUGUUGAGAAGGAAGGUACAUUAAAUGACAAUGUCACUAGUGGUACGUCGAUUGGUUCACGAGCUAGGAAGUCGAUUUCUAUUCGCGUUUUGACGGAGGUGGAUUCGAAAUUGUGUGAUGUUGAGAAUGAAGGUCGGUUAAGCAAAUCUCGUCGUUCCUCUUCCUCGAGCUCUUCCUCAGCGAAAAGACGACGUCUUCUUGGAGAACAGGAUAAAAUCAGCGCAAUGGCAUUGUUGAACGAGUUAGAUGAAGAGAAAAGAACCAAAGAUAGGUCCAGUCAACGAACUUCUUCACUUGGACAUAAAGAACAUAUCAAUCGAAAUCAUGAUAGCAUCCCAUUAAUUAGACCACUAAGUAUAACUAUUACAGAUAGCCUUUUGGAUUCCUAUGACGAUAGCCAUAUGGAUUGUAUUGAAUCAGUGCUAAGAAAUCAAACUGAUACAGAAGACUGGAAACAUCAAGAAGCGAAGCAGUGUGUAGAUGCUGACGGCGAGUCCCGACGGCCUUCAGCGUCGAGGAAGGUGACGCUGUCUCCAAUCCCACAUUGUUUUGAUGUCGACGAUGGUGUGGAAGUGGAAGGUGGAAUAGCGGAGCUUGGAUUUGAAGAGGCGAAGGAGUGUGUAGCUGCUGACGGCGAGUCCCGACGGCCUUCAGCGUCGAGGAAGGUGACGCUGUCUCCAAUCCCACAUUGUUUUGAUGUCGACGAUGGUGUGGAAGUGGAAGGUGGAAUAGCGGAGCUUGGAUUUGAAGAGGCGAAGGAGUGUGUAGCUGCUGACGGCGAGUCCCGACGGCCUUCAGCGUCGAGGAAGGUGACGCUGUCUCCAAUCCCACAUUGUUUUGAUGUCGACGAUGGUGUGGAAGUGGAAGGUGGAAUAGCGGAGCUUGGAUUUGAAGAGGCGAAGGAGUGUGUAGCUGCUGACGGCGAGUCCCGACGGCCUUCAGCGUCGAGGAAGGUGACGCUGUCUCCAAUCCCACAUUGUUUUGAUGUCGACGAUGGUGUGGAAGUGGAAGGUGGAAUAGCGGAUGAAUUACCUGCUGAUCAUCACAAUAACUUACCGGCGUCUCCAAACCGGCUGACAAAUAGUUCUCCAUCACGUAAAGGUCGUCCAAGUGUAAAAUUCGCUUCUUUCGUUGUUUAUGUGGAUAAUCAUGAAGGCUGUAAGCCAAGAAUCUCUUUGGGUCCAAUAUCUGCUUUCGACAUUGGUAAUAAUAAUAGUACUACUACUACUAAUAAUAAUAAUAACUAUUCAGUCAACGAGACAACUGACAAAUCAUCAACAUAUCAAAGUCAAUUUUCAUCAUCUGAAGAAAACAAAGAAAAUGAAGAAUUCAGAAGUUGCUCUGGUUUUCAAGAGUCUUCUCUUCCUCCUUCAUAUUCAUCCUCAGUGUUGUCUGCAUCACCUAUGACACAGCAGCAAGUUAAACUUCCAUGGCGUACUCCAUAUGACUGUCAGUUUAUACCAUUUAAGGGGAAAAGACCUCUAUCAAAAAGUUAUAUAGAAAGUGGUGGUAGUUUACGUCGAAGUAAGAGGCUACGUGUUCCAGCUACACAUGACAGAAACAAGGUGGUUGUCUAUGAACCAGAUGAAGAUGAAUACGGUUUAGUGUAUCAAAAACCUGUUGGUAUAGCUGUAUUACCUGACUCGAAUGAAGUGAAUCGACGUCAAAGAUUUCUGAAUCGUUUAAAACAUUGUCAUGACAAUAGUCAGUUAUUAAGAAAUAGGAAAAUUUCUCGGGCACGACGUAUAGGAAAACUAGCUCAACGCUAUAGAUUCAUGAAAGGUGUAAAGAAAUCCCCAACAAUCACAGAAUCCAUAAGAAUUCAACUUGAUCAAGAUGUGUCAUGGGCAUCUCCAAUUGAACCACAAUUACCAAUUGGCAUCAAUAAUACACUACAGCAAGUAAUAUAUCCAGUGAAUGCACAAUUUCCCCAUUUCAAAUUUUCUACAAUGGAAUUUUCGAAUUAUGAGAUUCCUGCCUUAUUUGGUGUUUUCCCUAGUCGAAGUCAAUCGAAUCUACCAUGUUUUGAAGUUGAUGUCAAUCUAACUAGAAUUGUUAGCAGAGAGCAAGAGAGACGUCAACUUCAUUAUGAUAAAGAUGCAAUAAACAUAUUUACAUUGACUUCAUCUCCUCCUUGUUUACCAUCAAGUUCAAAUGGUCCCUUAAGUCCUUAUGCGGUACAACUUUCGAGAUUUGCACUUCCCUUACUGAAACCAUGCAUUGUGUAUAUUCCAAAAGGUUAGUACUAUUUCAUUGAUGUUAUAUUAUUGUUAUUGUUUCUUUUAAUUCUUAAAGGAACAUAGGGCUUCAGCUGCAUGUCUCCAUUGCGUUCGGUUCUCUGCCAACGUUUUCACCUGGCUUCACGUCUGCCCACAUGCUUUCAUCUCCUCUUCACAUAAACUCCUCCAUGUCACCCUCACAUUGACGGCCAACUCGCCGCUUCCCAUUCGGGUUCCACUCGAGUGAUGGCCUGGCGUGUGAUGUCACUUUAUGGUUUCCUAAGAGUAUGGCCAAUCCAUCUCCAUCUCUUCCUUCCUAUUUGUUUCACAGUCGGUUCCUGGUUGGUUCGCUCAUUGCCAGAGAUCCCUGUUGCUGAUCUUUUCUGGCCGGCCAUCUGAUCUUGAGUGGUAUUGAGCGAAGACAACUGUUAAUGAAGGUCUGAAGUUUGUUUGAGAUGCUCUUUAUGACGCGCAAUGCAAGUCUUCGAUCCGUAUAAUAGCACUGACUUCAUAUUGGAGUUGAAAAUCCGGAUGUUAUUUUUGAUUCUGACUGCUGUUGACCUCCACACAAACUUGAGAGUGAUGAAAGCUUUUCUUGCUUUUCCGAUUCUGGCUUUGAUAUCCUUGUCAGUUCCGCCUGUAGUUGAAACGAUGCUUCCCUAGUUGGUGGGUAAAGGAGGUUGCUUCUUUCAGAUCUCUCCCAUUUAUGGUGACUGAUUGUUGUAUGUUGUUGUUGCUGCUGGCACUGGUGUACAGUAGUAUGCUUCCAUUAUAGAAUAAUCUAAUUUGAUGCAAUGAUUCUGUUUUAUCAGAUUUGUGAGAAUUUCACCGAUUUCGAAGUGAACUUUCUUUAAUAGCUAAUAUCAGACAAGAAACUGUUAAAAAAACGCUAAACGUUUGCUCUGAAAUCUUCCAGUCUUCGUUCUGAUCCGUCGCAGAGUCAUAACUGUAUACUGCUGAAGAAUACUAGGCUGUAUGACGUCAGUACUUUAUUAAGUUCACUUCUGAAAUUAUAUUUAUGCAGACUGUUUCACUUUUUACUCUUUGACCACUUAUAAAUGAGUGUUACCUUGUUAUUUAGACGAGGCUAGAGUCUGCCUGGUUUCUUAGAAAUCAUCUUGAAAAGACUAAAAGUUGUCAAAUUUUAAGACUUCAUCUGGAAGAUGAUAGAUUUAAGAAAAACAAGUCAUACUCUUAUUAAAUUGCAAUACUACCCAUCAUCAUUAUCCCAUAGAUCUCUGAAUGGUAGUCAACUCUCCGCCUUAAUUUCAUCGACUUUAAGAAGGCAUUUAUCAGCGUCAGCUGCUUCAGCAUUAUGCAGUGCUACUGUUAUUUACAAACAUCACUCAGUAGUUUUAUGGUGAUACCAUAUGUUAAUUAAAUUGCAACGGAAAGCUCACCAGAGACUUUAAAGUGAAGACUGAAAUAAGGCAAGUUUGCCUGCUUUCACUGAUGAUCUUCUUGAUUGUGGGGGAAACUAGUUCAUCAUCCGGUAGGCCAUGAGGUGUGAGGAAAUAAAUAUAUGCUGGACUGACUAAAAGAUCCUAAAAUGUAGGAAUUUCGAAGAUAGCUUAUGUCUCAUUUUGCAUAAACUUGUAGGAAUACGAUCAAAAACCAACCAGAAGGUAAAUCUACAUUUAAGGAGACAUCAGUUAAUUGCUAGUGUUCACAGACUUGGUGCAGUUGUCAUACAGAGCAUUUCAAAGAGGCUGUAGGAUUUCAUCAGUAGGUGCCUUCACUAUCUGAAUGCUGAAGGUCAAAUGGCAGGUCACAAAAAAUAAAUAACGAGGUAUUCCGACAGGCAACUAUCCAGCCAAUAACCUAUUUAUCAUCAAUUAUACAGGAAAAAAGUAGGUGAAUUGGUUGUGCACUAAAGAGGCCAUUAACUGGUCUCAUAUGGAAGUCAGGCCGUUGAAUGGAACCUGAGUAGAAAACGAUGGGUUCGGAUGUGGAUACGAGGGGAACAACAUGUGAAGACAAAAUGAAAGCUUGUAGGCAGCGAUGGAACUGGCUAAAUGUGAUCGUAAAUGAUCUAAUGUAAUUGAGGUUUACCACUGGAUACCUAAGGAGUGAAAAAUAAACAUGAUGUUGAGAUGUUAUUAAAAAUGGUUUACACUCCUUUAUUAUCAGUUGAUAUUUUGACAAAUGCCAUUCGCUAAGAUACUGUUUUUCGCGUUGAUGUCAAUUAAACAGUUAAUUAGACAAUUGUUCGUCGGUGGCACAGCUGUUAGCAUGUUCGCCGACCAUGCACAUUGUCCGGGGUUCGAUCCCCGGCACCAACGCACUUCUUUACCUCACUUAGCCAGUAAUAAGACUGGUAAAGAGAGAAGGUUGGGCAUGAGGCUAGCAACCCCAUCCUGUAAAAAUAAACACUGCUACAAAAACUUCAAGCCACUAGCUUGAAGCCCUAUGUUCCACUGGGAACAUGAAGGAAAUAAAGAAAAUUAGACAAUUAGCUAACAAUUGACAACUUGAUAAUCUUCCGCUUAGCUUCUUCCCAUAACAUUUCAGCACUGAGACCCACAUGAAACAAAGAAGAUUACUACUAAAAGAACAGUUUUGCACAGGAUGAACCAACUUGUAAAAUGGAUUGAAAAAACCUGAUGGAUGGUGUAUUGGUGUAUUAAUUGUGAACAAUUUCAGUAUGUUCAUCAGACGUUAGUUUGUAUAAAGUGUUAAUAGCAAAAUGGAAAAGUUUUGAACUCAGUAGUAGAACCCUGAAACUCACUCAAUAUUUGAAUGUUGAUGUCUUGUUUUGCUAUACUAUUAAGCAUUGCACAUACAGUGCUUUCGUUGGAUUAACAGAUAGACUUAAGACUAGAACAAGAAUUAUUAAAUGCUCUUUUAUGCUCUCAGUAAUACCUUACUCUGACUCUUACCCUUACGUCUCUGACUGCAGCACUGGAUGACGCGGGUUUGAACCUCAGAAGAGACAUGAGUUCCUUCGAGGUUCCAGAUAAGUCUUGUUGACUAGUGAAUGCCAACUAGCACGAAACCUAGGUCGAAGGCUUUCUGCUGAUUGCCUACAACCAUUUAAUACCAACAGUUCGCUUUGCACCGUGAUGGCGAGCCACUUAGUGCCAUGGUGGCAACAUUGCACACUUGACUGAUAGAAUUCAGUCUACACCAAUCAGAAGACUAGAUAAACACACAAGUACAUUGCAUUAGUGUCCAAUCAAAAAUUCCUUACUUAAUCAUUACUAAUCAGUAAUGAAGAAUAUUUUUACUCAUUUUAGCGCUUUUUAUCUUAAAGGAACUGUGUAUACUCCAUACUAUCGUGGUAGAGAUUCAUUCUAGUUGACUUGUAUCUGUUAGGUUGUUAAUUUAAUAGGGUAUGUGUGUACAGCGUGUUGAUGACAGAAGUCGUAAUCAUUUCGUUAUUCUUCUUUUUUUUCUAAUUUGUAUCUUUUGUUUUUCAGGUGUACCUUAUAAAUUUAUAAAUGCAACUAGAGAAAACCUGGUUCUUAGCCGAAUGAGAUUUGUUUUAUAACCUGAUAUCUUCUGUGUCUUUCCUUCUGUCUACUGUUGUCGACUUCAUCCUUUACAUUUGUUUGUCUAUCCAUUGAGUCACUGUGUUUUCAUUUCUGAUGUCAUUAUCCUUUAGUAAAUCAUUUUUUUUCCUGAACUGGUAUAUUUUCUUUUGCGUGUUUAAUUUUGUUAUUAUUGUUGUCGUUUAUUAUUAUUAUUAUUGUUAUUGUGAGUGAAUAUAAAGUAUUUUGUAUAAUUGAUU
Trichobilharzia regenti is the source of this 8341-nucleotide messenger RNA. NCBI's taxonomy places the organism in Eukaryota, Metazoa, Platyhelminthes, Trematoda, Strigeidida, Schistosomatidae. The record is from the annotation of a GenBank genome assembly.